This is a messenger RNA of Hordeum vulgare subsp. vulgare (domesticated barley), 487 nucleotides long. RefSeq names its product scarecrow-like protein 3. NCBI's taxonomy places the organism in Eukaryota, Viridiplantae, Streptophyta, Magnoliopsida, Poales, Poaceae. Gene Ontology annotation, molecular function: sequence-specific DNA binding; DNA-binding transcription factor activity. The annotation marks the transcript as partial. Gene Ontology annotation, biological process: regulation of DNA-templated transcription. The record is from RefSeq and is a predicted model, not a curated record. Gene Ontology annotation, cellular component: nucleus. The transcript has a single exon.
CUACUCCACAGCAGCCUGGACUCCUCAGGGCUGUUGUUCCCGUCCACCUCCCGCGCGGACGCGUUCCUGGGCGCGUUGUGUGGGCUGUCGCCCAAGGUGAUAGUGGUGGGGAAGCAGGAGGCGAGCCACAACUACUGCGCGGCGCUGUUCGACCGCCUGGAGGUGGGAGCGGCGCGCGGGUCUGUGGAGUGCGCGCGCGCCGAGCGAUGGCUCCUGGGCGAGGAGCUCAAGAACAUCGGGGCCUGCGACGGCGCGGAGCGGCGGGAGCGGCACAAGCGGCUGGACAGGUGGGCUAGGCGCAUGGAGGGCGCCAGCUUCGGCCGCGUCCUGCUCAGCUACUACGCGUUGUUGCAGGCCCGGCGGGCGGCGCAGGGGCUCGGCUGCGACGGCUUCAAGGUCCGCGAGGAGAAGGGCAUCUUCUUCCUCUGCUCGCAGGACCGCGCCCUCUUCUCCGUCUCCGCAUGGCGCGGCCGCCGCUUCGACUGAC